AUGUGUCUCACUGGAGAGGUCUGGUACAUGUGCAAGAAACUUGAUCAAAUAGAUACAAAUGCAAAAUUUGAUUCUAAGCUUGAGACGAUUAAGAGUGGUCUGCUACUAGACUGCGGAUGCCUGCAGCAGUAG
Echinococcus granulosus is the source of this 132-nucleotide messenger RNA. RefSeq lists its product as hypothetical. The coding region runs from base 1 to 132 and encodes 43 amino acids. NCBI's taxonomy places the organism in Eukaryota, Metazoa, Platyhelminthes, Cestoda, Cyclophyllidea, Taeniidae. The transcript is spliced from 2 exons. The record is from RefSeq and is a predicted model, not a curated record.